Molecule: messenger RNA, 2035 nt
Organism: Austrofundulus limnaeus
Lineage: Eukaryota; Metazoa; Chordata; Actinopteri; Cyprinodontiformes; Rivulidae
Product: nuclear receptor coactivator 7
Biological process (GO): regulation of transcription by RNA polymerase II; response to oxidative stress
Cellular component (GO): nucleus
Source: RefSeq, a predicted model, not a curated record
AUAAUAGUCCUUCAGCUCUGAGCCUAUAAACAAGCCCUUUUAUUCUUCUCUUAACACUUAACGCCUUUGACUCCAGUUGAUUAUGGGAGCUGCCUACAGCGCUGGACAGGUGGACCACCUCUACAACUUCUUUGUGGAAUGCUCACCAGAUGUGUACAUCAAAAAGAAGAAGAAGCACUGCAAGUCUUGUCUCAGCAAGAAGAAAGAUCCCAACAGUUAUAUAAAGGACGAGGACAUGACUGCAGAAAAAGGUCGCCGUACUUCAAAAAACUGGGAGAUAAUCUCAGCGAAGGAGAAGAGUUACCUGAGUCGAUGCGGCUCAGUGGAAUCUGAACCAGAAGAAAAUGAAUACGAGGAUGAAGAGGACUUCCCUGUCCUGAGCGAUGAGAGCCAGUUGCUCAAUGACUAUCAGCUGCAGAAGCUUGCUGCUCACAUGCCUGCACGGACUCAGGGCUACCAGUGGAAUCUGGUUUACAGCACAGCCGUCAGGUGGCUUUGCCCUGUGGCUGGAUGCUGAUUUGUACCAUGGAGCAAGUUUUUCCUGCCCUACUUUUCACAACGCACCUCUGUCCACACAUGAAGACUUCAUUGUACAAGACAUUGAAGUCUGGACUGUCCUGAACUGAACAACCCUCUUCUUUUGUCUGCUCCCUUUAUCAGGGCUCGCCACAGAGAGCUAACUCACAGUGCAGAUCUGGCAGUUGGUUUUUAAUGUCGGAUGUCCUUCCUGACACAACCACUGACCACCAUGCUACCACAGCCCACAUGUGUGGAGGCCACCAUCAUGGGCACCUGGGGGAACAGUCCCCGCUCAAGGGCAAAGAGUGGAGCAAAGGAGGGCGGAAGAAGGUGUGGGUGCUUUAUCUUCUUUUCCACCCACAGUUGUAAUGCAAUACUUUUGAGAUUUGAUCCGACCAUCCAUUGCUGACCUUCUCUAACCUCUGCGCCAUCACUCCAUUGAAACUGUCCUUUCUGGAGUCGCUAACAUCCAAAAACUGUUUGCAGUUUAGCCACUGCUUUAUCCCGUCGUGUCUGCUGUUAUUUCCUGCAGAUUAGUCCUCGUACAGCACCGAGCCUUUUGAACCGGACCGGGACUGUUGCUUGGUUGAGCUGUGACUGUUAGAAACACGAGGCCACAAAAAGUCCUGUGAUUCAGGUUCCUGCUGCUCUGAACACUACUGGACUCUGGGACUGAGGUGAUUGUGUUGUAGUUUGAUUAUGAAGAGAAUUAUGACACAACAUUCACUAAUUAUAGUUAUGUCAUUAUGACACAACUAUCACUGCAGUUUCUGCAUCUGUAAAAGAUGCAGAAACUAUAAGCUCCUUUCAGGUGUAAACAUUUGAUUCAGUUGUAUUUAUUGUGAAACAGGCAGAAAUAUUUGUGAAAAUGAGACCAUUUUUAAGACUUUUAUCCAAACCAAACCAUAAGAGGUUUGGUUUGGAUUCUAACUCCAUUUAAAAACUACAUCUGUGAGUGAACACCUAAACAAGAGAAACAAAGCAGAAGUUUACAGUUAACAGUUUUCUGUAAAAUGGGAGAUGAGGAAGUGACCAUGGUUAUUAACGGUCUGCUCUGUUUUGUGUAAAUGGAUUUGCGUGUCAGUUUGUAAUUGUUUUAAAAAAACAAAAACGUUUGUUUUUUUUAUGUUUUUUUUUCAUUUUAUGUUUGUUAAAAGAGUUAAAGGAAAUUUUGUAACUGAUUAACUGAAUAUUAGAUGCAGUAGAAUAAGAGUUUGCGUGUGUGUGUUAUCAUGUGUUCUUUCUUUUAGCCUAAACAAAAAUGAGUUACGUUCUAUGUCUGAUGUAAAAGGUAACACCUCCAGGGGUGUAACCAGGAAGAGAAAUACAUUAUAAGCUCUGUUCAUUAUUAAAGUAAAAAGAAGUUGUCAGAGUGUUACAGAGUCUCUGCUCAGAGCAGGGCAGCUGUGAUUUGUUUUGUUCCAGCCCAAGGCCUUAUGGUGAGGCCUGUGCUGCAGUUGCUGUAUGAACCUGAUUGGAGUGAAAAGAUUGAUAAUAAAGUUUUAAGAAGAUUCCA